CUGUGUGCAGCCAGUCUCUGAUCUGCAGAUUGUUUAUCAUGGAUGAAGCAUUGUAUCUUGCUUCUGAAGAAAAUAUCCCACUGGCAUCACGACCUUGGCUCUGGAAAAAGAAAAGAAAUUCUGUCUUUCCUGAAGCUGAAAGCCAGAGCAAAGCAGAGGUUUGGGUGCAAACAGUUAUCCCUUCAAGCUCUCAAGUAACUGAAGAUUCACUGAAGAGUGAUGUGGAACCUAAAUCACAGGCAGCCAUUACCUCAUCUGUUCCUCUACCAGGCAGCGUUACUGCCUACUUGGAUGAAAUGCAAGUCCAUCCUUCAUGUGCUAUUAAAAGUAUUAUGAUUGAUGAAGAAACUGGACAGGUUGAAAUUGGGCAAGGAGAAUCUUGGCUGAACAAAUUUAGAAUCAACAGGAACAAGUUGGCAUUUUUGAAAGGCCUGAUUGGGUGGAAAGGAAACAAAACAGCAGUGGAAAAAGUAGAUCCUCCAAAUGCUCCUGGAAUUUGCUCUCAUGACAACCACAGACUGCAUGAGCUGGAUGGAUGGAUGGCAAAAGAACAACAACCAUAUAUUCCAUACAAGUUAGCUAAAUUAUAUAUUACCAAGAUUGUAAAAGAUAUGCAACAAAUGAAAAUCAGACACAUGAAGGUAAUCAAAGAAUUGGACUGUAUAAGAAAAGAUAGCCAGGAGCAGGCCGUAAUUGUUCUAAAGAAUCAUCACAGUGAAAAAAUGAAGAUCCUGAAAGCCCAGUUAGAAGCCUACCAAGAGUUGGUAGACAAGAAAAAUAAACAAUGGCAAAAGACAGCUAAGAAUCUGAGGGAGAAAAAUAGGCAACUGAGCCAAGAAAAUAAAGAUCUUCUUUACCAGAUAAAGCAACAAAAUGAGAAAUGGGCAGAAGAAAAGACUUGGAUUCUAGAAAGUUUCUUUCAAAAACUGGAUCAUCUUUAUGCUCAGCACUCUUUGACACUGCAGGAACUUCAAAAAAUCAGACUGAAUAUGGAAAAAGUGCAAGAGAUUGUGAAUUUACAGAUGGAUUUUCCUCAGCAAAAAGCCUUAGUUACAGCAGAAAAGGUAAUUGACGAGAUGGAGGAACGUGAACAUUUGCUGCAAAAAGAACUUCUGUGGAAAGCACAGGCUAUGCUGGAAAUGGCAAAGCAGUCCUUAUACAAACGAGAGAGAGAGGUAGCUGAACUUCUACAAAGUGAGAGUGGACACAAUGAAACAAUGAAACCUCAAAUCACAGUUACAACAUUACUAAAAACUGUUGUGAGCAAGGUCCACACUAUAUAUUGUGAUGUACCUGAGGCACAACAAUGCAUUAAUCAGCUUAUCGAGAAGAAUGAUGCUGAAAGGGCUGAUCGGAAAGAAGAAUUUAAUAAUGCGCAGGCUGACAUCCUGUCCUAUAAAGUUAUUUAUGGAAAUAAAUCUACGGAUUACAAAAGGGAACAAUUUUCAGCGAAGCUUUCCAGAAAUCUUGUGAAUACAAAGUCUGAAUUAGAAUAUGCUGAAACAGAGAAGAUUGCAUUGGAUUGCAUCCAAAAGGGGGAAAUCCCAGACUGGAUUAGCAAACAUUGUCCAUAUUUAACCUUGACAGAUUCUGACCAAAAAAUGUAUGCUGAUGAGAAGAGCCACCUUCCAGAUGAAGUUAUGCAAAUACUCAACAGAAAAUCACAGGAUGCUGAUGAGACAAAGGAGCAGAAAGGGAUGCACCAUCUUUGGGCAUAGGCCCCCAUCACAGAUGAGAGGGUGUUGUGUGGAAAGAGUGGAGCGGAGAAGCACAUUAUGAAAGAGCCCUGGAGC
This is a messenger RNA of Chelonoidis abingdonii (Abingdon island giant tortoise), 1793 nucleotides long. RefSeq lists its product as uncharacterized. Lineage: Eukaryota; Metazoa; Chordata; Testudines; Testudinidae. The record is from RefSeq and is a predicted model, not a curated record.